Molecule: messenger RNA, 591 nt
Organism: Ectocarpus sp. CCAP 1310/34
Lineage: Eukaryota; Phaeophyceae; Ectocarpales; Ectocarpaceae
Source: the annotation of a GenBank genome assembly
AUGACUUGGGACCCGGUUUCACGGACCAUGGAAAGCGCGUUCAACGGCGCCGCCGUCACCACCCCGGCCAAGUCUUCCUCCGCCAUGAAGAUGUCGUUCGAGUCGGAGAUCGGCGCGCAGCCCCCCCUCGGAUUCUGGGACCCGCUCGGCCUCCUGGCCGACGCGGACCAGGAGCGGUUCGAGCGCCUCCGGUACGUGGAGGUGAAGCACGGGCGCAUCGCUAUGCUCGCCAUCGCCGGUCACCUGACCCAGCAGAACGUCCGCCUCCCCGGCAUGCUGUCGAACUCGGCNUGCGUCCUCUGUGAGGGGGCAUUAGUUGCCUCUUGAUGAGGUCGUGUCUGUUUUGUCCUGACCUGCUCGAACGUCUGCUGGGUGGUUUCGAGGGCAGACGCUGUUGCCUUGUGUGUGAAUAUUGUUAAGCAGGGUUUCACCGUCUAGCAGCUAAUUGAGCCGACUUGUAGAGCCAAUUUUAGAGAUAGAAUGCAGCCCAAUUUUUUUUCGCCUCUUGAUUGCCGGUCCCAGACACUACUUUGCGGGAAGGGGAGAGGUUUUUGCAUUGUUUUGGGCGUGAAGCUUUUCUUGCCAAGAGCA